Priapulus caudatus is the source of this 3300-nucleotide messenger RNA. Its product is annotated as OTU domain-containing protein 7A-like. Gene Ontology annotation, molecular function: DNA binding; zinc ion binding. The record is from RefSeq and is a predicted model, not a curated record. The annotation marks the transcript as partial. Lineage: Eukaryota; Metazoa; Priapulida; Priapulimorpha; Priapulimorphida; Priapulidae. The transcript has 6 exons.
GCGAGGCCUUUGCUCCCAUCAACUUUGGUGGCGUCUAUCUUCCCCUUGAGCGGCUGAGCAGUGAGUGCCACAAGUGGCCGCUUGUACUCACCUAUGACGCCGCACACUUCUCCGCUCUCGUCACCAUGGAUACGGCAAACCGUGACCCGAAGCUUCCCGUCGUCGUGCCGCUGACAGAUAAGAGCUCAGAUCUGCUAACGAUGCACUUUGCCGUCGACGUCGGUGCGGAAUUCUGCUGGAGCGACCUGCAGACAGAAGGAAAGCUCCCGCGUUCAGACCUGACGAAGAAGCAGAAGCUGGACCUGGUACAUAGGUACCUGGACGUAGUCAAGCUUCCCGUGCCGGGGUCUGUCGGCGAGCCGCCUCCCCCGUGUGCGUCCAACGGCGUCGUCGACGGCGACGUCAUCGGCGGUGGCGGCAGCGGCGAGCGCAAGUCGAGCCUCGGCUCGCUGGAGUCAGACGAGGCGCGCAGCACCGUGAGCACGGCGUCGAGCGGGUCGGCCGGGGUCGUCGCCGCGGCGACGGCAGAUGGACGGCGGCCGGCGAACGGCUCGGUGGCGCGGCAGUUCAGCACGUUCGGCCGCUCGCUAAGCAAGAAACUCAAGCACAACUUUAGCUUCAGCAAGAAGCACAAGCCAGGUCGGAUGGCAGACGGUGCGCGAGCGGAUGGCCGGGACGACCGCGCUGCCACCGCCACGCGGACAAAGAAGGCAACCGCAGCGGCGUGCGCGGGGCUGGCCCCCCCGGCGAUAACGGUGGUGCAGCGGGAGGACCGCAGCGGGCAGCCGACGCAAUACAUGCUGUCGGCGCGCAUCUGUACUGACCGACGAUUCGAGUACCAAGAGGAGAUGCUGCGCAACUACCUGAACUCGGCGCGGCGGCGAUACGAGGACGAGCGCCGCGCCAUCGAGCUGCAGCUGCAGCGGCGCGGUGGUGGCAGCAGCGCGGGCGGUAAGCCAGUGCCGUGCGUUAACGCCGGCUGCGCGCUCUACGGUACAAUCACGACCAACUAUCUGUGCAGCAAGUGCUUCGCGCGCCAGAAGGAGCAUGCAGCGACGCUGGACCGCGCGCGCCAGAAGGCGAGCACGCUGCCCAAGUUCCUCGCGGGGAAGUCAAAGUUCUACACGGAGGUCUCAUUCCUCGAGCGAGAGCCGUACAGCGGCGGCGGGGUGGCGAGGGGGGGUGGCGCCCCCGCGGCGGUGGUGGAGAAGGACGGGCAGGGGGGAGACGCAGACGUGCGGCUGCCAACACUGCAGGAGGCUGCUCUCACGACACUCCACUGCGAGCUGAGCGGCGAUAAAAGCAAGCGGCUCGUGGCAGGUGGCGCUGGCGCAAAGGCCAGCUCCCUCCCGCGCUCUGUCGCGCCCCCGCUGCUCUACAGCCUCCCGCCACCAGGUGGCGUCGUCGACGUCGAACAGAUUGUCGUGACCGUGAAAACGGCAGAGCAGGCAACAAAGAUGGGAUGCGCAAUCGCCACCGCAGGGGCGCCACCGGCGAGGAAAUCAGGCUCUCUGAUCGCUGCCGCGGGGGCGCUACCGGUGAUAAAAGUGGGAUCCGUAAUCGCUGCAGCGGCGGCGCCACCAGCGAUGAUGGUGGGAGCAUCGACACCAACGAAAACGGGCUCCGUAAUCGUCACUGCGGGGGCGCCGCCGGCGACAAAGGCGAUAUCGGUGACGGCAACAGCGGGGGCGCCGCCGGCAAUGAAAGCGGAGCUCCGUUACAGACAGCAGAAGCAGGCGUGCAAGACGCGGGGCUGCCACGCCUUCGGCGAGGAGGAGAUGGAGUUCCUCUGCUCGGCGUGCUACCAGGAGAAGGAGCGCUCGCAGUCGCUUACGCCCUACAUCAUCUCACAUCGCAUCUGAGGCAGGAGAGACGCAGUCGUCACAGGAUUACCGCCGCGGCGCAGCCGACAUGCUACACGCCGUCUUCCGACGAUCUACUUUCCCUCAGCUGCCUCUGUGAAGAGAGAGAAGCAUAUACCCACGACUCAUCGCAGUGUUGUGAGCCUCUCUGAGGUUGAAUGGACGGACGCGGGAGAUUAGCGGGUGGUCGUCGUCUGACGGCUUGACGUCGGGAGUUUGGAGUUUAUUCGAUUGUAUUUGCGGUUGCAGUGUUUCGUUUAACUUAUCGAAAUAAUAAUAAUAAUAAAUGGCUUGACCAAAAUGCCUGUAUUCUGCGCUGCUGCUGCUGCUGAUGAUGAUGAUGCUGCCGUAGUUUGCAAGGUUGUUAGAUCUGAUCUCAGGUACAUGGCCCUUAAUAUAUUACUGGUUGUUAUGCCGCAGUGUCUGCUCGUUGACUGUCAACGGUGCUUCUGUUAGCAUAAUUUCCUAAGCAACUAAGGUGACAGAUGCCGGAUUAUGCAUACAUCUGUAGCAAGGUAAUAACUGUGUGAGAUAUAUGCAGAAUUUUGGUGUUUAAUCACAUGAGCUAUCAUGAAACUUCUCAUUAACCUGAGACUAAUGGAGUCAGAUUCAAGAACCUGUAGCUUCCACCCCUUCGGCGGUGGCAAAACUAAAACCCCCUCUUCCCACCCCUUUGGUCACCUGUAGCUCCCACCCCUCUGGUGACCUGUAGCUCCCACCCCUCUGGUGACCUGUAGCCACCACCCCUCUGGUAGCGAAACUAAAACCACCCACCUCACACCCCUCUGGUGGUGUCACCAAAACCACCUGCUCUAUGGCUGUUGUGAAUAAACUGUCCUCAACACAAACUUCACCAUUGUACGACAAGGGACGGUUGUGUGCAAAGAUUUUGUUUUUCUGAACAUGAAAAAGUUUGUUUCUACUGUAUAUUUAUGUGUGUGUGUGUGUGUGUGUGUGUCUGUGCGUGUGCGUGUACACGCGCGUGUGCGUGUACAUGCGCGUGUGCGUGUGCGUGUGUGUAUCGGUCAGUUAAUACCAUUAUGCAGUGUUUACUGAGGGUUAUUCUUUGUACUGGUUCAUGUAUAAAGUUUGAGUGGACAAUACAACAAAUACCAAUAGGGGCUAGUUCUUGUUUGAUGCGUGUCAUUUCAUCUCAUAUAUUAUAAGUUGUAUCCAGUAGGUGGCGGCACGAAACAACGAGAUACUGAGAUGUUUGGUGGAUAUAGGUUUUCAGUUCAUGUAUUGUAUAUCUUUCUUUGUAUGGGUCCCGUCUUGUUGUGCUAAGCAAACUUAGUGAAAGGCAGCAUUUAUUGAUAAAUUAUGUUUUUAUUAUGAAAAGCUUUCUUGGCUUUCGAUUUAAAUAUAUUACAACUGAGUGUAGUUGUUGUCUCUCUUAACCUGUAAUUUUUAUUCGGCAUUAAAAAAUGGUGUCCUUGCA